Molecule: messenger RNA, 1448 nt
Organism: Cyprinodon tularosa
Lineage: Eukaryota; Metazoa; Chordata; Actinopteri; Cyprinodontiformes; Cyprinodontidae
Gene: dscc1
Product: DNA replication and sister chromatid cohesion 1
Exons: 9
Coding region: 104-1276 (390 amino acids)
Biological process (GO): mitotic sister chromatid cohesion; maintenance of mitotic sister chromatid cohesion
Cellular component (GO): chromatin; chromosome, centromeric region; nucleus
Source: RefSeq, a predicted model, not a curated record
UCCUGUCUGCGACUGAAAGAGAGCGCGGGGAAUUUUAACAGACUCCAUCAAAAACCGUGAAUUUCUUAGUUUUUUCCAGGCUGCAACAAAGCUCUAAGAGAAAAUGAGGACCUUAGAGGAGGUACAGGCCACGUUAGAGAUCGCCAAACUGAAGGAGGAGGAUUUACUCCCAACUAUCCAGUGUUUAUCAUUUGGAGACAACGUUUCAUCUGCAGAUUACUGCCUGAUGGAGCUGGAUGAGACGCUGUGCAAACACAUAGAAGCUGGAGAAAGUCUUGUAAUCCGAGGGGAUAAAGAUGAGCGUGCCGUGCUUUGUAGCAGCAACAAGACCUACGACCUGAAAAUAGCCGACACAUCCAACCUGCUGCUGUUUGUACCCGGCUGCAAAACACCAGACCAACUAACCAGCAGCCAGGACGGCUCUCACGUGGUGCACGCUCAGAUCUGGGGUUUCUGCAACAGUUACUGGGAGCUGAGGAAACAGAGACCCAAACUGAAGAAGCUGAAGAGGCUUUUAAUGGAGAAUCCUUAUGAAGGACCUGCUUUAGGGGGGCAAGAGGAAAACAAGGAGAACAGGUACACAAUGGAGGAUCUAUUGGAUCGUAUACAGGCCAGUGAGGAGGAAUUAAAGGUCCACUUGGAGACCAUCCACGCCUGCCAGAUAGAUAGAUACUGGCGUGUUCUGGACUUCGACUAUGAGAUGAAGCUUCUCGGUCACGUGACCCAGCUGGUGGAUUCUGAGUCAUGGUCCUUCGACAAGGUCCCCCUUCAAAGCAGUCUGGAGGAGCUGGCUCCUCUGGAGCCCCGGGAGAUGAUUGAGCACUGUUUGAACUGCUAUGGAAAACGCUACACUGAAAACGAGAAGGUGUUCUAUGCGUUGCACGAGGAUAAGGUGUGCCGGGGCCUGGCGUUAAUGCUGCUGCAGAACGCCAUCAAAUUUAACCUGAAGGAGUUUCAGGACGUUUGGCAGCAGAGUGUGCCGGAGGGCAUGAGCACGAGACUGGAGCAGCUAAAGGGAGUCGCUUUAGUGGAUCGAACUUCCCGCCCAGAAACCAUCAGCCUGCUGAGAGUGGAAGAUCUCCCAGAGGACACAGUGGAGCGCUUCAAUCACCUCUUCUCACUCAGAGAGAAGUGGACAGAGGAUGACAUCACACCAUACAUACAAGACCUUUGUGGAGAGAAGCAGACCACCGGAGCCCUGCUCACUAAAUAUGCUCGGUCAUCUGUGCAAAACGGAAUCAAAGUCUUUAACUCCAGAAGACCUGUGGCCACUUGAAGCCUCCAAGAGGAGCAGAGAUCCAUCUAAAUUAGAAUGUUUAUGUAUACUAAGGAAAUCCUCUUACCUGAAAUGCUAUUCAGUAGCAAACUUGUACAGAUUUUGAAUCCGCUUCGACGUUUUCUAUGUUCAGAAGAGGUUAAAAAUAUUAAUAAAGGACGUUUGUAUUAGA